Messenger RNA from Megalops cyprinoides (Indo-Pacific tarpon), 732 nucleotides. Its product is annotated as ubiquitin-like protein FUBI. Gene Ontology annotation, cellular component: ribosome; cytosolic small ribosomal subunit. The record is from RefSeq and is a predicted model, not a curated record. The coding region runs from base 117 to 518 and encodes 133 amino acids. Lineage: Eukaryota; Metazoa; Chordata; Actinopteri; Elopiformes; Megalopidae. Gene Ontology annotation, biological process: translation. Gene Ontology annotation, molecular function: protein binding; structural constituent of ribosome. The transcript has 5 exons.
UUGCGUACGCGUUCUGGACGCAGGAUCUUACGCUCUGAGUUGGAACAUUGUGAACAUCUCUUUUUAGAUCCAGUGAGAAAGUUUUAAACAGCUGUAUUAGCAGGUUUAGGACCAAAAUGCAGUUGUUUUUGCGCGCGCAGAAUACUCAUACCCUGGAGGUGACGGGACAGGAGACUGUCCAAGACAUCAAGGUUCACAUCCAGGCCCUGGAAGGGGUGUCAGUGGAGGACCAGGUGCUGUUGCUGAAUGGCACCCCUUUGGAGAACAGUCACUCUCUGCUGAAUUGUGGGGUCUCUGAGCACUGCACUCUGGAUUUAGUGGCCCGGAUGCUGGGAGGUAAAGUCCACGGCUCCUUGGCUCGUGCUGGCAAAGUAAGAGGACAGACACCAAAGGUUGACAAACAGGAGAAGAAGAAGAAGAAGACUGGCCGUGCCAAGCGUCGCAUCCAGUACAACCGGCGCUUUGUCAACGUGGUGCCCACGUUUGGCAAGAAGAAGGGCCCCAAUGCCAACUCCUAAACUUUGCCCCCUUCCUCUGAAACAUAUGGUGAAGGGCUAACAUUCCAGGUUCCAGUGAUGAUUACAUGAUCUAACAAUGAAGAUUUUGCAUGGCUAAGUUUCACUACACCAUUUAUUUUCCAAUUAAGACAUAAUUGUGAAUUCAGGCAUAGACUGAAGUCUUUUCUCUAAUACUUUUGUAAGCGUUGAAAUAAAGUCCAUAAUAUAUUUAAAA